CAGGGACUCUAGCAAGUGGGAAAAUGCCAUGAAGGUGAAGAACAUGAUGAAGAAAAGGAAACUGAGAAGAUUCCUUGGCUGUAGUUGGAUUGAGGUUUAAUGAAAUCCUUCAUUAGCACUGCUCAUCGUAUUGCCGUGCACCCAAGAAUGGUUCUUUGCUCAGUUCAAAGGCUGGUGGCAUUUGUUGUCCUGAUAUUUGUUUGUAUUCCUCUUGCAUAUGGUUGGGGGAUUGAUGGGCAUCUCAUCACUUGCAGACUUGCUCAGCCAAGAUUGAACAGAGCAGCAGCAGAAGCUGUCUCCAAUCUCUUGCCUGCCUAUGCAGAUAAUGACCUCAGUAGCUUGUGUUCAUGGGCGGAUCAUGUCAAGUUCCGUUAUCACUGGUCAUCCGCUCUUCAUUACAUCGACACCCCAGAUAAUCUCUGCACCUAUCAAUACAGAAGGGAUUGCAAAGAUGAGGAUGGCAUGCCAGAUAGAUGUGUUGCCGGAGCAAUAUACAAUUAUACUAGCCAGUUAUUGAGCUACGGAAGAUCUGAUUCUCAAUAUAAUCUCACAGAAGCACUUCUCUUCCUAGCUCAUUUUAUUGGAGACAUCCAUCAGCCUCUACAUGUUGGAUUUACUGCAGACAGGGGAGGAAACACCAUUGACGUGCAUUGGUACAGAAGAAAAGCAGUUCUUCAUCAUGUAUGGGACGACGAGAUUAUUGAGACAGAAGAAGAAAGGUUUUAUGAUUCUAGUGUAGACCAACUUAUCGAGACACUCCAGAAGAACAUUACAACAGUGUGGGCUAGCCAGGCAAAGGCAUGGGAGGCCUGUAGCAAGACGGCAUGCCCAGAUGCAUACGCGACGGAAGGUAUCAAAGCAGCCUGUGACUGGGCAUACAAAGGAGUGGAUGAAGGUUCCUUCCUGGGAGACGACUACUUCGUGUCUAGAUAUCCAGUUGUCAACAUGCGGCUAGCACAGGGUGGAGUCCGCUUGGCUGCUACUCUUAACCAAAUAUUUGGAUGAAGAACCAAGCACAAGUGCCUCCCUCCCUCUGUUAAAUAGACUAGAUAAUGUAUUGCAAGUUUGUAUCUUCACUUGAUGCAACAUGUUUGUACAAAAGAAAAAAACAUCCAUUUUCGGAAAACUAGCAUAUGAGAAGUGGCUUAUUGAGAUUGAGACAAUCAAACUGCACCAACGCAGAUUGUCUCAUGCAAAUGCAAUUAAUUAUAUAUAUAUAUAUAUAUAUAUAUGUCUCUGUCU
Messenger RNA from Andrographis paniculata, 1242 nucleotides. Its product is annotated as endonuclease 2-like. Bases 100 to 1005 code for a protein of 301 amino acids. The record is from RefSeq and is a predicted model, not a curated record. The transcript has 10 exons. NCBI's taxonomy places the organism in Eukaryota, Viridiplantae, Streptophyta, Magnoliopsida, Lamiales, Acanthaceae. Gene Ontology annotation, molecular function: nucleic acid binding; endonuclease activity. Gene Ontology annotation, biological process: DNA catabolic process.